CAUGCUUUGUGAGAUUCACCCACCUGUAGUCUAAAUUAUUUGUGUACAUUUAUACAUGAGAAAAACGAGAGAAUCCGAAUCCCGUAGCAGAGGUCGAGUCUGCGCAUGCGCGCUGCUGACUCGCCGUAAUAUCCUCGCUCAUCCGCGCGUGCUGAAGAGAAACGGGCUGAAUUAAGAACCGAAUCAAAUAAAUAACCGCAGCAUAUUCAUACACAUCAAACUGCGCUUUAGACACACGCAUGCUGUCAUCAUGAGUCCCGUGAGGAGAUGCAUGAAAACACUGCUGCAGUUCGGCUGCUGUGUGUGUUUAUGCGGCGCGCGACAGCAGCAUCAUCAGCAUCAUCAUCAUCAUCCGCGACAGCAGCAUCAGAAGUGACCGAACCGGCACACGGAACCGCGCGGACCGACCGAACCGCACCGCGCAUCCGGACGGCAGCGUUUCAGCAGCCGGGAUCUUUCUUUAUCAACCAUCCCGAUGCUUUUGUCGAUUGACCGCAGCUGAGACCCACAUCGGACCGGGGAACCGGAGCGCUCAUGUCCUCACCGGGCCCGAGACCACUGCACCUCACCCGAGCCUCUCUGCGCCGUUAAAUAUUCAUAGUCACGAUCUGAGUGUCAAACUUGAUACUCCGGUGCCUGGAGAGACAGAUGAGAACCUUCACAGCCGUAUCUGUCACGUUAUGAAAAUCUGCAUGAGCUUUAGCUGAGACUCCGAUGAGAUGAGUAGCUGGAUCUAUACAAGCAGGACGAGAUUCACUGCAGCACCUGCAGUCUGACCCGCUGAGGGCCUCAAUUGGGCUGGAUGAAAUGUGACGCAUCGUAAUCCCGGUGACAGCUGCGGAAAGAUGAGCCACAGACAGAGAGAAAGAGAGCGAGAGAGAGAGAGACAGGCAGUGAACAUGAUUAGAGGGACUGCACUGUGACUCAACCAGACGCAUAAAAAAACAAGACGGGAAUGGAGACUGGAAACUUUCUCGCUGCGGCAAAGUUCCUCUUUUAAACGGGUAAACGGCGUGUUUUCAUCUCGAGUGCUUCAGUAAUGUGUUGUACCGCCAUCCCCGAAGUGUCGUCCUUCCUCUCAGGCGAGGUUACGGCAGGUUAAAUGCCACCUGAGGCUUAGAGAGACCAGGCCCGUUGAGCUGAAGGGCCUGCGGGCCCUCGCAGACUUUUGGGGAAAACGGCACCCGUGGAUCCUGUCAAUCACAGCCACUUCCUGAUGUUGAUCUCUGGCAGACUAGAGGAGAUGUCUGACCCUCCAAACUGAGUUUAAGAACCGUAGACCUUUGUGUUUGAGUGUAUUUAUGUGUAUGAAAGCCAAACAGAGGGACGCAGCGUGUGUUUCUAAGUUGCUCGUGGCAAUGGGGAGUUCUGCUUCGUCUCUGACCACGGACAGAGAAUCAGAUCACGGGUUCGGUACGGCUCCGUUCCCGCCGGCCGCUCCGAUGGGCUGGCUCAGGACCAGCCACAGCAGUCCGGUGUGGGGAACCACUUUCAUCACACGCCAACAGCAGCAACAGCAGCCUAUCCCACAUAGAGAACGCAGUCACUCUCAUUCUCCUGGUUCGAUGGCAGCAGUUGUGAGGAAUUCUGAUUGGUCAUGCGGGCGCUGCACGUUUCUUAACUCCAGUGGCUCCUUACGCUGCUCUAUUUGUGAAGCUCCUCGGCAGAAGCCGGAUUUGAACCAUAUUUUGCGCCUCAGCAGUGCUGAGGAACCUCGCUGGUCCUGCCCACGCUGCACGCUGACUAAUCACCAUGGAUUAGGCUCGUGUUCUGUGUGCGGAGCAGCUCCAGUUACGCCCAACGGACCCCUCCCACACAAGCAGCCCCCGCCCACUCCAGUAGAGCCCGCCUGCAGCCCUGAAGCCAAAGGUCAGGUAGCCAAUGGGGAGUCCCGGUGCACGGAACCCAACGGGGAGGGGUCUGUGGGAGGGGAGGGGUCAUCAGAGUGGGCGUGUCCUCGCUGUACUUUAGUAAACACUCCGGUGGCGUUAUCGUGCUCGGCAUGUGGUGGUCCGAGGAAACUCUCCUUACCGAAAAUCCCUCCUGAAGCGCUAGUGGUCCCGGAAGUGCACACACCCGUGGCGGGGUUUCCCACGCAAACGACAGGAGCAUCUGCGCCACUUCUCAUCGAUCUGACUGAAGAUUCUCCACCCCUAGCACCUUCUGAAACCCCUUCUCCACCCCCCGUCCCGUUUCUGCCCCCUUCCCUGUCCUCGCUUCAGAAUAACCCCGUGCCUCGCAGCCGAAGGGAAGUCCCGCCCCCUGGCCGGCCCCCGAACCCUGCCCCCUCGCCAACCUCACCUUCAACAGCAGCGCCUACCAAACCCAAGCCCCUCCCACCAUCAGACAACUACUCACUCAAGCGCCUGAGCGUGCUGGAGGAGGAGCCUAACAACCCCGCCCCUCCAGUCACAUCUCCACCCUCUUGGAAGUGCCCCGGAUGCUCCGCCCCCACAGCUCCUCCCUCGUCAUCCGCCGGCCGCUGCGAUGCAUGUCGAGGGUCGCGGCCGGGUUCGGGCGGCGACGUCAUCGAUGUACUAGGCGAGUCGGUGCGAUUCACGCCGGCGUCGCCGUCCAGUCCAGACUUCAGCUCAUGGGCGUGUUCCAAAUGUACGUUGCGCAACCCGACUGGUGCGGGCCACUGCACGGCCUGUGGAUCGUACAAAUUGCACGGUUUCUCCGAGCCGUCCAACUGCUCGUCGUGUUCUCGGAAACAACAGCACUCGCAUGCCUUUACUUCCGCCUCCUCUUCCGCCAUCUCAUCCCCAUCUGCGCAGGACAAGAGCGCCUGUCAGUGGACGUGUCCUGCCUGCACGCUCUUGAACGAAGUACGGAUGAAGCAUUGCGCGGCGUGUCACACCCCACAGCAGUACCUGAAUCAGAGGAAAAUAGGGAAACCGCUCAAACGGCGGGAGAGCAUGCAUGUGGAGACACGCAGACGCACAGAUGAAGAAGAGGCCAAGGAAUUGUGGGAAAAUAUUGUCAGCUUCUGUAGAGAGAACGCGGUGAACUUCGUGGAUGACAGUUUCCCCCCCGGUCCACAUUCGGUUGGGUUCCCCGAGAACGACAGCGUCCAGCAGCGAAUCAAAAAGUGGCUCCGCCCUCACGAGAUUAACUGCAAUAACUUUAAGGAUCGUGGCGUGAAGUGGUCCGUGUUCAGGACGCCCCGCCCCUCUGACAUACUGCAAGGCCUUCUGGGAAAUUGCUGGUUUUUAAGCGCUCUCGCGGUCCUAGCAGAGCGGCCCGAGUUGGUGGAGCGUGUAAUGAUCACCAGAACCAUAUGCCAGGAGGGAGCGUAUCAGGUGCGGCUCUGUAAGGACGGGACGUGGACAACGGUUCUGGUGGACGACAUGCUGCCCUGCGACGAAUACGGAUUUCUGCUCUUCUCACAGGCUCAGCGGAGGCAGCUGUGGGUUGCGCUGAUAGAAAAGGCUCUUGCGAAGCUGCACGGGUCGUAUUUUGCGCUGCAGGCCGGUCGUGCCAUUGAGGGUUUGGCGACGCUCACUGGCGCCCCCUGUGAAAGUCUGAUGCUGCAGGUCAGCUCAACCAACCCACGGGAAGAGCCGAUCGACACGGACCUCAUAUGGGCCAAAAUGCUCAGCUCCAAAGAGGCCGGCUUUCUGAUGGGGGCGUCCUGUGGUGGCGGGAACAUGAAGGUGGAUGAUGCUGUAUAUGAGUCUCUGGGGCUCCGCCCACGACAUGCCUACUCCAUACUGGACGUCAGGGAUGUUCAGGGCUACAGGCUGCUGCGUUUGAGGAACCCCUGGGGCCGGUUCUCCUGGAACGGCUCGUGGUCAGACGAGUGGGCCGACUGGCCGCAGCACCUGCGUCACGAGCUCAUGGCUCACGGCAGCAGCGAAGGCGUCUUCUGGAUGGAAUACGGAGACUUCAUUAAGUAUUUUGAUUCGGUGGAUAUCUGCAAGAUUCAUCCUGAUUGGCAGGAAGUUCGUCUGCAGGGCUGCUUGCCCUGCCGGGCGAGUAAACCGGUGACUGUAACCGCCCUCACGGUCCUGGAGAGAACCGCGGUGGAGUUCGCCCUCUUCCAGGAGGGCAGCAGGCGUUCAGACACGGCCGACAGUCACCUGUUGGAUCUGUGCAUCAUGGUCUUCCGGGCCUCGUUCGGUAACGGGAAUAGGCUGGUCCUGGGACGUCUGCUGGCUCACAGCAAGCGCGCGGUGAAGAAGUUUGUAGGAUGUGAUGUGAUGCUGGAGCCGGGAGAGUACGCGGUGGUCUGCUGUGCCUUCAACCACUGGCAGAUGGACCUGACGGACGCUUCAACACCAGUCUCCAGCCCCACCAACGCUCGCAGACCCAGUCAGGAUUUCCCAGGGUACAUCUUGGCCAUCUACAGCUCCAGACAGGUGAUGGUGGAGCAGGUGGAGGCCACAUCCACCACACUCGCCGACGCCAUCAUCCUGCUGACGGAGAACAAGGGAGAGAGACAUGAGGGUCGGGAAGGAAUGACAUGUUACUACCUGACUCACGGGUGGGCGGGGCUCAUCGUCGUCGUGGAGAACCGUCACCCGAAGUACUACCUCCAUGUGUCAUGUGACUGUACCGACAGCUUCAAUGUGGUGUCGACCCGCAGCAGCCUGAAGACCAUCGACAGCGUGCCGCCGCUGCACAGGCAGGUGCUGGUGGUCCUGUCCCAGCUGGAGGGGAACGCCGGAUUCUCCAUCACGCACAGACUGGCCCAUAGGAAAGCAGCGCAGGCGUCUCUGGGCGACUGGACAUCUAGUAAAGCCACACACUCGCCCCAGCUCACGCCAGACACUGACGGACUGCACAGGCCGCGGCCGCUUUGACACACGCUUACACACACACACACACACAUAGACACACUCUCCCUUCAUGAAACGACAUAGACCAGUUCAGGCCCGUGAUGAUGAACACACACGCAGGCACUGAGAGGGUCUGGGUGGAACUACUGAGCCAAUCACAUGUCUGCUUGCUGAGCCAAGCCCCGCCCACUGCAAACACACUCGCUCUGCGCAAGAACAUGAUGAGCUUCAUUCACAUCCAUCCUGGAGUCCGCCGCACGUCUCCGGUCACCCGACUGUACUUUCCCGUUUCUUUUACAUGCGUUCAGUCAGACGGCGAAUCUCACCAAAAUAUUUAACAUGAAUUAUUAAAGCAAUAAGCCCAAAGAAGCCGUGGUUUACAGUGAAUUUAUA
Molecule: messenger RNA, 5174 nt
Organism: Sinocyclocheilus anshuiensis
Lineage: Eukaryota; Metazoa; Chordata; Actinopteri; Cypriniformes; Cyprinidae
Product: calpain-15-like
Exons: 13
Coding region: 1302-4805 (1167 amino acids)
Biological process (GO): proteolysis
Cellular component (GO): cytoplasm
Molecular function (GO): calcium-dependent cysteine-type endopeptidase activity
Source: RefSeq, a predicted model, not a curated record